This is a messenger RNA of Chaetomium fimeti, 1210 nucleotides long. RefSeq names its product histidine phosphatase superfamily. The record is from RefSeq and is a predicted model, not a curated record. The transcript has 3 exons. The coding region runs from base 55 to 1005 and encodes 316 amino acids. Lineage: Eukaryota; Fungi; Ascomycota; Sordariomycetes; Sordariales; Chaetomiaceae. Gene Ontology annotation, molecular function: phosphatase activity. Gene Ontology annotation, cellular component: cytoplasm.
AGAUCGUCCAUCAUAUAGGGACAUACAUUACUACUACCCAAGAUAUAAAGAAACAUGGCGUCACACGCACCCAAGUUGAGAUAUUCCGCCGUUACCGGGUAUUUCAAGAAUGACGCGCAGCCCACAUCAUCCGCAGGUCCGGGCCUUGAAGCCGUCACUCUCCCAGGGCUGGGCUUGAUCGACCAGGUCUACGAAACCGACGAGGCAUUCGAUCCCCAGCGCGAGAAGCACGGCUGGGAACGCUUCGCACAUUACCUCGGCCACCUGAACAAAACCGGCGGCGGCAAGACAGUGUACAAACUCCUGUAUGCUGCCCGCCACGGAGAGGGCUACCACAACGUCAAGGAGCGGGAGGUCGGAACCCCCGCGUGGGAGUCCCACUGGGCCAAGCUAGAAGGCGACGGCCACACCACCUGGGCCGACGCACACCUCACGGCCACCGGCAUUGCGCAAGCCCGCGCCAUGGCGACCUUCUGGGCCGACGCGGCCGUCACGGCCAGACUGCCGCUCGCGCGCAGCCACUACUGCAGUCCGCACGCGCGCUGCCUCGAGACGUGCGAGUUGGCUUUCGCUACGCUAGCGCUGCCCCCGGGGGCGGGUGAGGUGCCGGUUCCGCCGUUUAGGCCGGUGGUGAAGGAGAUGAUUCGGGAGAGGUUGGGGGUGCAUACGUGUGAUCGGCGGAGGACGAGGAGUUGGAUAAGGGAGAGUCAUCCGUUGUUUGUGGUGGAGGAGGGGCUGACGGAGGAGGAUGAGCUGUGGCGGGCGGAUGUGAGGGAGACGUUGGAGGAGCAUGCGGUGAGGAUGAGGGCGUUUUUGGAUGAGUUGUUUGCGGGCGCUGGGGGUGGGGAUGGGGAGCAGAUCGUUUCGGUCACGGCGCAUUCGGGGAGUAUUAGGGCGCUGUAUGAAGUGCUUGGUCAUCCGGGGCGGAAGGUUGCGCCGGGGACUAUUGUGCCGGUUUUGAUCAAGGGGGAGGUUGUUGAUGAUGCGGCGGUUGCCCAACCGUGAGAGACCAUGGGGGCUUUUUCCACGGCGUUGCAGUAUGGGAACGCAUCUUGGGGGAUAUAGCAGUGGUGGAAAUAGAAGUCCUGGUUGUAGAUGGUCUGAGAUCAGGGGAAUCAGAUGGAAUCUUGAAUCCCUACCUACCUAGGUACCUACUCACACGCCGUCUUAGUUCAGUAUGUAGGUAAGAUACAUACCCAUGAUUACAUGC